Contarinia nasturtii (swede midge) is the source of this 991-nucleotide messenger RNA. It is a transcript of the gene Ercc1, whose product is annotated as DNA excision repair protein ERCC-1. Gene Ontology annotation, molecular function: damaged DNA binding; single-stranded DNA binding. Gene Ontology annotation, cellular component: ERCC4-ERCC1 complex; nucleus; nucleotide-excision repair factor 1 complex. The transcript is spliced from 4 exons. Gene Ontology annotation, biological process: nucleotide-excision repair; mitotic recombination; UV-damage excision repair. NCBI's taxonomy places the organism in Eukaryota, Metazoa, Arthropoda, Insecta, Diptera, Cecidomyiidae. The coding region runs from base 67 to 900 and encodes 277 amino acids. The record is from RefSeq and is a predicted model, not a curated record.
CACAAAAUUCAUUGUAAAGCGCUGGAAGUUUUCAAAAUAUUUAUUAUUUUCAAAAUAGAACAGAAAAUGAAUAGCGAAAACAUUGAAAAUGAUUCAUUCGAUGACAUUUUGGCACAAAUUGAAGAACCAGUGACGGUUAAAUCAAAGGUGCCAAGUGAAGUGAAAAAAUCACGAUUCUCUACAGAAAAUGACGAUGAUUUGGAUAGUCUUUUGGCCAAUAUUACAAUGCCAGAUGAAGCAUCGGCAUCGUCUACACAACCCGCAGAAAAACCGGUCACCAAAAUGGGUUCAGGAAAAACGAAUUGUGUGCUGGUGAACCCCAAACAAAGAGGCAAUCCAAUUCUCAAGUCAAUAACAAAUGUUCCGUGGGAAUUUGACGAUUCAAUCAUUCCCGAUUAUGUGGUCGGAAAAACUUCAUGCAUCCUAUUCCUUUCGCUCCGAUAUCAUUCGCUGAAUCCAGAUUAUAUUCACAAUCGAUUGAAAGAACUUGGAAAGCGAUACGAACUACGCGUUCUUUUGGUACAUGUCGACAAUAAGGAUCCAAAUAAUGCACUGAAAAAUUUGACUCAAAUGUGUUUGCUGGCCGAUUUAACAUUGAUGCUUGCAUGGAACCCGGAGGAAGCUGGUAAAAUAGUCGAGACGUACAAAUCAUUUGAAAACAAACCACCAGAUUUGAUUAUGGCACGAGCGCAACAAUAUCCACAUCAGAAGUUGGUUACAGCCUUAACUAAUAUCAAACCGGUCAACAAAACAGAUGCAAUGACAUUACUUCAAAAUUAUGGAUCUUUGAAAAACCUUAUUCUAACAAAUGAAGAGAAUUUAGCCAUGUGUUCUGGUUUGGGACCACGAAAAGCAAAACGACUCAUAAAUGUAUUCAAUGAUCCAUUCUUGAAAAAAUAGAUUUAGAUUUAUCGUUAGAUUGUAAAUCAAAUAUAAUGUGAUUGAUACCAAACGAAAAAUGUAUAACCUCGAAAAUAGAUGGCAAAUUUCA